Molecule: messenger RNA, 2151 nt
Organism: Symbiodinium sp. CCMP2592
Lineage: Eukaryota; Dinophyceae; Suessiales; Symbiodiniaceae
Source: the annotation of a GenBank genome assembly
AUGGCAGCGUUGCAAUCUGCUCAGGGCCGAGGUGGAGGUGGCGGCGGGGCCGGCGGCGAUGGCAGGGAUAACAGGAGCGGGCCUGUGUCGCAGCUGGAAGAUCUCAUGCGACGUCGCGGCGUGGAUCAGGCCUGGGAUGCUUUGCAGGAGAUGAUGCGAGCUGGCCUGCCGGCCGACCGCUUCACUGUGUCCAGGAUGCUGAUGCGCACCCUGGCCGACGGGCGGAGGAGCUGGGACCCGGCAAAGAUCAACCGGUCUGUCGCGCUCGUCGAGCAAUUCGUGCAGAUCCAGCCCCAGGAGGCAGACGAGGUGCUUUUCAAUGCGAUUUUAGAUACACAUUCGCGAACGAAAGACAUCGCCAAGUUGGAGACGACGUUUCAGCGCAUGAAGGACUUGGGCGUGGAGCCCUCCCACGUGACGCUGGGAAUCCUCGUUAAGGCGUACGGUCAGGUUUGCGAUAUCAAGAAGGUUGUGCAGCUGUGGGAUGAGAUGGUCGAGCAGCGGGAACAGGCGAAUGCUGUCACCUACGGCUGCAUGAUCAACGCCUGCGUGAAGUGUAGCCAGACGGAGAAGGCGCUCUCGAUCUUUCGUGACAUGCAGAAGCGGCACAAGCAGUGCAACACGAUCCUUUACACGACCUUGAUCAAGGGCUAUGGGAACGAGAAGGACCUGAACACUGCCAUUAUGCUCUUUCGGGAGAUGAGGGAGGAAGGUGUUCCCUACAACACCAUUGCCUACAACUCCAUCAUCGACGUCUGCAUCAAAUGCACCGAAGUGGCAAAAGCAGAGGAAUUUUUCCAGGAGAUGAUGUCCGAUAGCAGCACUGUACAGCCGGACCUCAUCACCUACUCCACCCUCCUGAAGGGCUACUGCCAGGUGGGAGACCUGGACAAAGCGUUGCAGGUAGCAGCCACCAUCAAGGCUUGUGGGAUGCAGUGUGACGAGCUGGUCUACAACACUUUGAUGGACGGCUGCGUCAAGGCUAAUGAUCUUUCGGCCGGCGUGGGGCUGUUUGCGGAGAUGGCCUCGGCUGGGAUGAAGCCGUCCUCCAUCACCCACAGCAUCUUCUUGCGGCUGUAUCAGCGCAACGGCUACAAGGGAAAUGCCCUGGAUGCUGUCGCGCAGCUGUACCAGCAUCACGGCCUGGAGAAGCCUUCGGGGAUGGUCGAGAAAGCGAGCAAGGCCGCUGCGCGGCGGGAGAACCGUGCCAAAGGUUCCAAGAGCCGAAAUGGAGCGGGGACCAAGCAGUCCACCCGCGCCAGGCAAGGUCCCGCAAAGCAGGGCGGGUACGACGCAGGCACCGAGCCAGAGGAAUCUGAUGGCUUGUGGCUCUCAGGCACCCAGGGCGGCUGGCAGAGGACGCAGGCAGCACCAUAUGCCCCGAAUUCCGUAGCCGACGCCUCGCAGCGAUUGCCUGGGUCUGCGGCCUACCUUGCCAGCCCUGCGACCUUCGCGGGCAUGGCCCUCGAGGAUCUCAGUGGCUACCCUCAGGGGCACCCUGGGGCUCAGGGCCAGGUCGGCCAUGCCAUGCCGAUGCACCAGGCGCCCCACGCGCCCCACGCGCCCCACGCGCACGGGGCGCCCUACCAGAUGGGCCCAUGCCCUCCCCAUGCCAUGGGCCCUGCCCCCCAUCAGGGUUGCGGGACCUACAUGCCUGCUGGCUGCCACCAGGGCCCUUGUGGGCCGGGACCCGGGCCGCAAGGCCCCUGCAUUCAGAUGCAUCCCGGAAUGGGUCCCCCGCAAGUCUCUUUUCAAGCGAGCUCCGGGAGGGCUCCAGCGCGGCCGGUGCACUACGGGCCCCCGUCCGGAGGUGACCAGCAGGCAAAGGGCCUCAGAGAUGUGGUGAGAUGGCAAUGGGGAAUUUUGGGAGCCAGCCGCCCGGAAACCCAAACCACCACCCGGCGGCGACCGGCCACGGCCCGCCGGGGCGAGGCCGCGGGCCGCCGGGCUCCCGCGAGGCCCGGGCCCCGAGGGGCUCCAAGCGGAAAUAUCGAAGGCUUUUCAGAAAUGCUGAAAGAAAGUCUAAGUCUAAGUCUUUCGCUGUCGAAAGCUGCAGGGUUUGUGGGGGAUGCUCGUCUUCGCGGGGGGAAUUCUAGCGGAGGCUUCUCGAUCAGGUUUUAUGUUGGGUCUGCUCUGCCUCGCGCUUCCUGA